Lytechinus variegatus (green sea urchin) is the source of this 2944-nucleotide messenger RNA. RefSeq names its product basic helix-loop-helix transcription factor scleraxis-like. The record is from RefSeq and is a predicted model, not a curated record. Gene Ontology annotation, molecular function: RNA polymerase II transcription regulatory region sequence-specific DNA binding; DNA-binding transcription factor activity, RNA polymerase II-specific; protein dimerization activity. The transcript is spliced from 2 exons. The coding region runs from base 592 to 1194 and encodes 200 amino acids. Gene Ontology annotation, biological process: regulation of transcription by RNA polymerase II; developmental process. Lineage: Eukaryota; Metazoa; Echinodermata; Echinoidea; Temnopleuroida; Toxopneustidae.
UGCUGAACUCUCGAGCCAUCCGAGUCCGACUGAUUUAUGACAACAACACUUGGUCCCAUUUGCGGCUCCGGAUCACAAGGAAGAGGGAUGCACUUUUUACCCCUCCAGCGAGUCCAUUAACAUUUCUGCACCCACUGGGUACCGGUCAGGAUUCUUUCCAUUAAAAAUAACUGGAUUAAAAGCUUCAUGUUUGAUCGUGUGUCUUAAACAUUUUCUAUUUCUAUAUACCGCAAACGUUGAAGAAAAUGUAUCGAAUGUGGUCGUUUAUAAGGGUCUGAAACUGAUAAACUAAAAAUGGACUUGGAGUGAGGACUGUUCUUUUUUUUGACCGGGCCAUUGGCGGAUAUUCAUUUUCAUAAUAAUUAUUCUAAUGCUGUGUCGUCAACUGUUGAACAUUUUACAUGUAUGACUCGUCAGCCGAAGCAGUUCUGGAAAAUUUAGAUAAAACCCACGACCUCACUCUUGUUUUCUAGAAGAAUUGCAUAUCAUCAAGGAUAUUGUUUAAUGACCGAAUUUAAUAACCUAUGAUUUUUGUGCAUUUACCAACUGAUAUAUCUCGUUUAUAUUUUCAACCAUAGUAGUUAGAAAGAAAUGCCGAAGCGGAAAGUUCACGACGCCUUCUCGAAGAGCGAAGGCGGCCGAGCCGUCGAUUCCGAUAGCGAGAGCUCCUCCUCGACAGACCGGUCCGACCCCGACGGCUACCGCCGAGACUCCGGCGACCGAACCUUCCGACCAGCCGCCAACACGUACAACAUGAACUCGGGCUCCAACAUGAACUACGAACUGGAUGCUGCGGGGAUUCCUCGUCAACGCAACGCCGCCAACGCCCGGGAGCGCGACCGGACGCACAGCGUCAACAGCGCUUUCGUGCAGCUCCGGGACCUAAUCCCCACCGAACCCCGGGAUCGAAAACUAUCGAAAAUUGAAACCCUUAGAUUGGCGACAAGUUAUAUCAAUCAUUUAGGAACUCUUCUUCUUGUCGGGGACGAGGAGAUCGAGCAACCCUGUAUGCAUCGGGCCAUGCUCCGACCUGGGAGCGAGGGCGGACCGAGGAUUAUCUGUACCUUCUGCUUGCAAAAUCACAUGAGCAAUAUGAGAAACAGAGCUGUUAUGAAUGUACACCACCAGCACAUGCGACCGUUGGACAUGGAGGCCAUGAUGGCGCAUCGGCACCCCACGCACAUGAUGAGAUAAGACGGAUGCCUCUCAUAUCACGGGCACUUCAUGAGUACAACCAUGGACCCUACUCCAAGCAAUGCUAUUUGGGGGUUAGAUGCACGCCAGGCAGUAUAGAUGCCUCCCACAUCACAGGAUUGACUUGUGAAUCUACCCUCUUCUCUGGGACUGCUGCUUUAUAAGAUGGAUGCCACUUAUAUCAUAGAAACCUCAUGAUUCCCAAAGAUGCUGUGGGGGUGGUUGCAGGCCUCUGGAGGAUUAAUUCCUCCAUUAUCAUACGCUUGACUUGUGGGACUGCAACAUACUCCUGAUGACUCAAACCAAUGCUUUGGGGUAGAUGGAUGCAUACAUCUGGAGGGUGGAUGCCUUCCAUAUCACAGGCUGGACUUGUGAAUCUAGCUUUUCCUGUGAGACUGCAGCUUAUGACCCUCACAUCAAUCGCUGAAACAAUCUUCUGCCAUACCUAGCUAACGUUCUAUUGGAAGACCAAUGAAGGCUUGUACAGUAGAGCACCAAUUCGGAAUUGGAUGCCUCACAUAUCACGGGCUCACAUCAUGACUCCGACGAAUGCACAAUAACUACUGAACAUUUGCCAAAAUGUUUUAACACACACAAGAAAAUGAAAUUAUACAUACGAACUGGGGACCUAUCUGUAUACAGAUCCGCUUUUAACACACAGUCACAUCGGCGAAACCGUCUCCAGAUCGACCAAAUCUAUUACGUUAUUACACAAAAAACCUGUGGUGCUAACCGGUGUACAUAGAGGACUACACCAGUUAUUUUACACCGGUCGUAAAUUGACAGUGUUAGUUAACACAUAUAGGUGUUAUUACAACACCUUUGGUUGUUUAAUUAACACUCUUUGGUGUUAUGUUCAAUCACGAGGGUGUAAUUUUGACACUUCAGGGUGUGGUCCUCUAUCAAUACCAACUGGUGUCAGUUUUAACACCACCACAGUUUUUACAGUGUACAAAUGGCAUCUUUUCGAUCGGUUUGGAAUUGAUUACAUUGGUGUGAGUGUAGCAUCAAACAAGAAUGAAUAACAUAAGAGUCUACCAUGUCUACGGAGAAACAGGAACAUAAGGAUGCAUAGGGGUUAUCUCACCCCAUCGUAGGCUCUAACAACUCGUGUUUUGUGUCAAUUGCAAAGUAGAACUUGAUCAGUAACAUGGGAACAAUUUCUGCUUUCUUCACAAUUUAUCGGUGGCGGGAAUUAUAUGAAAAGCUAAUGUCAGUUCUCAAGAAUUGAAUUCAGAGAAUAUUCCGAAUCUGAUCAUGAUGUGUGAUGACGGGUUCCCUUCCAACCCAAGUUCUCUCAUGACGUGGUCACUGUUUUUCGAUAAUUCGGAAAAGAAAAUGAUUUCUCAAACGUCAAAUGUCAAAGGGCAGUUACUUCAAAAUAGUACAUGAUAGGUCCACCGGCACGACCAUUCACGAUUGAUAUGACCUGCUUGCUCUUGAAAGUGAUAAUUGUAAACGGUUUGAAAAGUGCGAAAUCGUCAUUUUUUAUUAGAUAUAAAAGUAAUUGUGUAGAACUGUAGAUAGAAUUUUUCUAUAUUGCCAUAGGUCUAUCUACCGUCAAUAUGGUCAGUCGGAUAAAAUGAAAUUGCUGCCAUUUAAAACAAUCGUUAGAAUCUCAUGUUUGCAGUAUACAAUUACUGUAAAAGGAUUGUGUAGAAUGUUACGUUUAUCGUUGUAAUAUAUUGUUUUGUGAAUAUUUUGUGAAAACGAGAUACUUUAAAAACAUUGAAUAUUGCAGAAAUGGUUU